AUGAUCCCAAGCGGUCAUCCAGAUGCCCCCAAACUGUCCCCUUUGAAGCAACUGCACUGGUCCAAAGUACCAGCAGCCAACACUCGCAAAACUGUAUGGGAUGUCUCAGAGGAGUCGAUCAAGUUGGAUUUCAACAAACAGAUACUUGACAGAUUGUUUUGUUCAAAGACAAACAUGUCGAGGACCGGCACUCAUUCAACUUUGAGGAACCAAGAUAAGAUUACCAUUGUAGAUAUGAGAAGAUCCAACAACAUUGGAGUUCUACUAUCAAAAUACAAGCUAACUGGUCCAUGGGUAGUUGACAUUAUAAACUCAAUGAGCGAUGAACAUCUGAACAAAGAGCUGGUGACUGCCUUGAUCAAAUGUGCUCCAACCUCGGAUGAAGAGCAACUUCUACAAUCUUAUACUGGUAGCAAGAAUAUACUAUCACCCGUAGAUCAGUUCUUGGUAGAGAUGCUAAAGGUACCAAAGAUAAGGGAGAGAUUGAAUUGUAUUCAAUAUAAACAAUCAUUUGAUAGCUUAUUUGAGGAGAUCAUAAAUGGUUCAAGAUUAGUUGAGAGAUGUUGCCAGUGGUUGUUAAAGGCUGCCAACCUAAAGCAGCUUCUACAUCUGAUCCUGAACAUUGGCAAUUAUAUGAACUCUGGAACAGCGCGUGGAAAUGCUACAGGAUAUAGACUAAAUUGUCUCUUAACAUUGUCCAACACCAAGUCAUUAGACCAAUCCAUCACUCUUUUAAACUAUGUUGCCAAGAUUGUUAGUGAUAGAUAUCCACACUUAUUGAUAACUUCAGAUCCGCUAUUGGAGGCAGCCAGCCGAAUCCACUGGAAGGAGUUGAGCAACCAUCUUGUAUCACUACAACAAGGCAUGAUGACCGUUCAGAAGGAGGUGGAGAGGCAACAGUCAACCGUCGGAAUGGAUACCUUCACCACCAAGAUGAACCAGUUUAUAAAGUCAAGACUGGACCACUUGAGGGAUGCUGCCAAUAUCAUCCGAGGUGUUGAGCAGCUAUAUGACACCGUGAUGAAGUACUACGUUGAGGAUUAUUCCUCUCCAGAAGAGUUCUUCUCAUUGCUCCAUAACUUUAUGACAAUGUUCAAGCAGGCCCAUCUGGACAACCUUCGUGACAUGGAGAAUGACAAGGCCAUAAGGCCAAAGAUUGUUCACAAAGCUGAGCGUAUCAUGUGCCAGAGGUCUCUGUCAACGACAUCUUUGCCACGCGUGAGUCUCAAUUUGGCUCCCCAACAGGAAGAGAACCAGGACACAGUCAGAAGUAGCGCUGCUGCUGCUGCUGCUGCUGUUGGUAGUAACAGUGGUAGUUCAAUCCAAACCAAGUCAAAGGGCUUAAUCAAGAACUUCAAGAACAUAUUCCUCAGGAAACGUUGA
This is a messenger RNA of Acytostelium subglobosum LB1, 1383 nucleotides long. RefSeq lists its product as hypothetical. The record is from RefSeq and is a predicted model, not a curated record. The transcript is spliced from 4 exons. The coding region runs from base 1 to 1383 and encodes 460 amino acids. NCBI's taxonomy places the organism in Eukaryota, Evosea, Eumycetozoa, Acytosteliales, Acytosteliaceae.